AUUCCGAAGCGAAGAAAAUGUCGCUGGAGACAGAAUUAACGCUCGGGUUACCCGGAGAGUCAUAUGGACCACCAAAAACGGGCACCAAACGUGGAUUUACGGAGCCGGACGUCGGGGACCGCUCAUGUAUUAAACGACAGGAUAAGGUGUGCGGCGCGAAUGGUGACAUGUCGAGGAAGUCAGGGGAAGUGGUGGGGUGGCCGCCGGUGAGAGCGUGGAGGAGGAACACGGUGAAGAGUUGCAAAUACGUGAAGGUAGCGGUAGAUGGAGCUCCGUAUUUGAGAAAAGUGGAUCUUGAGAGGUACAACAGUUAUGAGCAGCUGUUGAAUCAUCUGGAGAGCAUCUUCUCUUGCUUCACCAUCCGGAAUUAUUUGAAAGAUUGGAAAAUUAUGGAUCAAAAUAAUGGGAUUGAAUAUGUAGCUACUUAUGAAGACAAGGAUGGUGACUGGAUGCUACUUGGGGAUGUACCCUGGAAAUUGUUUGUUGAAUCAUGCAAGCGUCUACGGUUGAUGAUAUCCUCAGAGGCAACUGGAGCAGCUCUGAGAACUCCAACAAAUUGAUUUCAUAAGCAUGAAAUAAAGAGUAUUAUCAAUUAGCAUUCCUGGAGAGAGAUUAAUAUUCUUGUACAGAGGCUUUGAUAUUGGAGAGUUUUUGACUAAUUGAGAUAUAUAUAUAACACUAAAGAAAACCAUCCUUUGUAACCUAUUAUAUAUUGAUCAUAAUUAGAUGCAAUUUGAUAUCAUGGAUGACAUCUUUUCAUUGAAA
This is a messenger RNA of Tripterygium wilfordii, 765 nucleotides long. RefSeq names its product auxin-responsive protein IAA1-like. Lineage: Eukaryota; Viridiplantae; Streptophyta; Magnoliopsida; Celastrales; Celastraceae. Bases 18 to 560 code for a protein of 180 amino acids. Gene Ontology annotation, cellular component: nucleus. The record is from RefSeq and is a predicted model, not a curated record. The transcript has 5 exons. Gene Ontology annotation, molecular function: protein binding. Gene Ontology annotation, biological process: regulation of DNA-templated transcription.